Fusarium redolens is the source of this 1275-nucleotide messenger RNA. RefSeq lists its product as uncharacterized. The coding region runs from base 1 to 1275 and encodes 424 amino acids. The record is from RefSeq and is a predicted model, not a curated record. The transcript is spliced from 2 exons. Lineage: Eukaryota; Fungi; Ascomycota; Sordariomycetes; Hypocreales; Nectriaceae.
AUGACUUCUCAAUCAGGCUCUGAUGGGGGCUUUCGCCAGCACCUCCCCGACUUGAACCAGCCGCGAUUCCAGAAUAUGAAGAAACAGGAUGCGUAUGAAUACGCCGAUAUUUUCAAGAAAGAGGGCCAGCCGCCUUGGCUUCACGGGUUAUACUUACAUUGGCGCAAUUUAUUCCAAGAGCCUUAUAAGGGCAUCACAAAUGAUGGCGUGGUUAGAGACGGCUUAUUUGAGCUGCAAGACGGUGGCAUACCCAUAGACACUAUCGUCGAGGCCGCAAAUAACCUUUGCGUCAACCUGAAUCACGAUCAAAAGCUCAAGACAUGCUAUCAUAUCGACAGCCCAGAAUGGCGCUCAUGGUCAAACCCAGAGUUUCUCCUCAGCGACAAAGGCAUCCGACUCGAUGAAAUCUCAAACGAGUUGAGAUCCAAAGCGCUUAAAGUUCUGGAACUCACGCUCUCACCAGAAGGUUACCAAAAGGCACUCGGAGCCAUGCGUGUGAAUCAUUUCCUAGGUGAACUCGUUGAGACACCUGCCAUCAUGAACGAAUUCUCCUACAAUUUUGUUCUCUUCGGUGAGCCGUCAACAUCUCGUCCUUGGGGAUACUCAUUCUAUGGGCAUCAUCUGUGUCUGAAUAUCUUUCUUUACAAGACUCAGAUCGUUGUGUCGCCAUGGUUCACUGGCGCUGAGCCGAAUCUCAUCGAUGAUGGACCAUAUAAAGGCACACGAAUCCUAGACAGGGAAGAGAGUCUUGGAUUGCGUCUGAUGCAAAGUCUUUCAGCGGAGAAACAAAAGGCUGCGCAGGUGUAUAAGCUUAUGAAAGACCCCGCCAUGCCCCAUGGGCGAUGGAAUCAUGAUGAUCAACGACAUCUAUGCGGUGCUUACCGCGAUAACAGAAUCGUUCCGUACGAAGGAAUUCUUGUGUCAGACAUGUCAACCGAACAGCAGGAUCUCAUCCUCGGUAUCGCAAAUGAAUUUUUCCUUUACUUACCCGAAAAAGCGAGACAGCUGCGAGUGGAACAGUUGAAAAAGUGGUUCCACGAGACUUACUGGUGCUGGAUCGGAGGUUAUGGUGACAGUGAUCCAUUCUACUAUCGGAUCCAGAGUCCGGUUAUGAUAUUUGAGUUUGAUCAUCAUUCAGGCGUUUUUCUGAAUAACAAGGAGCCUGCCAAGUUCCAUAUUCAUACACUGAUGAGGACGCCUAAUGGCGGAGAUUACGGUAUGGCGCUGAGGAAGUUGAUACCCGGGAUCAAGCAGGAAUAUCUUUGGGAGGGGUAG